AAUAGAUGGCUUUGACGACGUUGUGAUUUAUAUAUGUUUUGAACUGUGCAAUUAAAUUAUAUUAAUUAUAGCAAAAGACACUUUAAUAUUUGAAAUGGAACAAUGAUCCUAAAAUGUGUAGGACCUGUAACAUACAAAAAAUGUUAGUUACACAUGUAUAUACAUACAUCCAUUGCAAUAUUUAUUGACAUUAAAGAAGAGAGGUUAUAAAGGAGAUUGAAGAUAAUAUAUGAAAUGUGUAUAUAUAUUUGCAAAUCAUAUUCAAUUUAUUUAUUAACGAAACUCCGAUAACUUAUUAAUAUGAAUUUUCUUAUGAGGAGAAUUUUUACUUUGGCAAAUAGGUCAUUAAUGAUGAAGGAACAUUUCAAUGCACAAAUGAAGACUGUUAACAGCUUUCACAGUUAUCAAAUUUUAUACAACAGAAGGAAAAAACCAGCAAACGAUAUUGCACUUUCUUAUUUUAAUAGGGCAGAGAGAAAGGAAAAAGAAGUUUUUUUAGAAAUAAUACGUAUAUAUGUGAAAGAAAAUGCUCAGCUAAGAAAUCAUAUACAAUUUAUAUUAAAAGCCUUAAAGUGCAUGGAUGACUUUGGUGUAAAUAGAGAUUUGGAAACUUAUAAGGCAUUAUUGGAUAUAUUUCCAAAAGGAAAAUACAUACCAGAAAAUAUAUAUCAAGCUAUGUUGCACCAUUAUCCAAAACAACAAGAUACAGCAAUAAAAUUGCUUAUAAAAAUGGAAGAUAAUUAUGUAAUGCCCGAUUAUGAAAUGCAAGAAAUGAUAUUAAAUAUUUUUGGUGUAAGAAGCCUAGUUAUAAAAAGAUUUUGGCGUAUGAUGUAUUGGAUGCCAAAAUUUGUUCAUUUAAAUCCAUGGCCAGUUCCUGAACCUCCACCUACUGACCCUCGUGAACUAGCACACAUAGCUAUGCAUAAAUUAUCUAAUAUAGAUUUUCAAGCUAAAGUUACUGAGUUCAGGACAAAAGAUGUACCAGAUGCUAUUGAUGAUACAUGGAUCAUGUCUACUAUGAGCUCAUCUCAACAAGAAUUACUUGCUGUACAACCAACUGAUAAACCAUUAACUAUAGAAGGUCCUUUUAUGAUUUGGGUUGGGAGAAGUUGCUUGGAUUAUUUCGUACUCAAAGGAGACCCAAUAAAAAGAGAUAUUGUUUAUGUUGAUUAUGAUGAUAUUUCUAAUGUAAAAAUUCCAUUUUGGGAAAAGCAUAACUUUGGUAUACCUGUUACUAUUCAUGAACAAGAUGAUGAUAAAUUUAAAAACAUCUCCGCAAUCUACUCCAGGCGGAUGAUCUUGCAAAAUAAAACGUUUGUACAUAAUGCAAGAAAUUAUUUAAGAAUGCCCAACUGCAAACAUGUGCCUUCGACAUAUAUGGGCAAAAGCUAUGAAGAAGUGAAAAGGGCACACGAGUCAAUUGUGUCACCUUCUUUGAAACCAUUUUAUAAAGAACCAUUAAUUAUAUACGAGGGCCGAGGACAAUGGUUGUGGGAUCAUCGAGGAGAACGGUAUUUGGACAUGUUUGGAGGUGUCGCUACCGUAUCUGUUGGACACUCUCAUCCAAAAAUAGUAGCUGCUAUAUCUGAACAAGCAUCAAAAUUAAAUCAUGUAUCUUCUGUCUAUAUGCAACCUCGUCUACACGAAUAUGUGACUAAAUUAAUCAGUAAAUUUUCAGGGAAGUUGAAAGUAGCUUAUUUAACAAACAGCGGAUCUGAAGCUAAUGAAUUAGCAUUUUUAAUGGCUAGACUUUAUACUCGCAGCCAAAAUAUUGUUUCUUUAAAAAACGGUUAUCAUGGAGCAACUUAUGGCACCUCAGCAUCUACUGCACUAAGCAAUUGGAAAUAUCCAUUUAUUGCACAACCGGCAGGAUACAUGCAUAUGGUAUAUCCAGAUGUGUACAAGGGUAAUUGGGGAGGUUCUAAAUGCAGAGAUUCUCCUGUACAAGUGACUGCAAAGAAUUGUGACUGUGGAGAGCAGGAAUGUCUAGCUUCAGAAAAAUAUUUUAGCGAUUUUAAAGAGGUGUUCUGUUAUAGUUUGCCAUCUAAACAAAGCAUAGCAGCAUUUGUAGCUGAGAGUAUUCAGGGAAUAGGAGGAACAGUACAAUAUCCUAAAUACUUUCUGAAGAAAGUAUAUGAUUAUAUUCAUGAAAAAGGUGGCUUGUGUAUAGCAGAUGAAGUUCAAACUGGUUUUGGUAGAACAGGAGAACAUUUUUGGGGAUUUGAAAGCCACUGUGUUGAACCAGAUAUAGUAACAUUAGCAAAAGGUAUAGGUAAUGGAUUUCCUCUAGGUGCAGUAAUAACAAGUAAUGAAAUUGCUGAGAGUCUAAAUACUGCAUUACAUUUCAAUACAUUUGGAGGAAAUCCACUUGCAUGUGCUGUAGGAAUAACAGUGCUUGAUAUUAUUGAAGAAGAAUGUCUUCAAGAGAAUGCACAUAUAGUUGGUACCUACUUGAUUAACCACUUAAGUAGUUUGUUAUCAGAAUUUCCUAACAUUGUUGGAGAUGUUAGAGGAAAAGGACUGAUGAUUGGAGUGGAACUUAUUGCAAAUCCUGAAACAAGAAGUCCUUUAGAAACUGAACAUAUGCUUGAAAUUUUUGAAGAUAUUAAAAAUAUGAAAGUUCUCCUUGGAAAAGGAGGAGUGUACGGAAAUGUACUAAGAAUAAAACCACCCUUAUGUAUAACAAAGGAAGACGCAGAUUUUACAUUUUCUGUCAUAAAAAAAGCCUUAGAAAUUCACAAAGAAAAAUACAAUAAAUAGAUCAAAGAAUAAUUUAAUACAUUAAGCGAAUACAAUCCUUUUUAUUUG
Megachile rotundata (alfalfa leafcutting bee) is the source of this 2808-nucleotide messenger RNA. RefSeq names its product alanine--glyoxylate aminotransferase 2, mitochondrial. The record is from RefSeq and is a predicted model, not a curated record. NCBI's taxonomy places the organism in Eukaryota, Metazoa, Arthropoda, Insecta, Hymenoptera, Megachilidae. Gene Ontology annotation, cellular component: mitochondrion. Gene Ontology annotation, biological process: glyoxylate catabolic process. Gene Ontology annotation, molecular function: pyridoxal phosphate binding; L-alanine:glyoxylate transaminase activity.